AUGAAGAAUCGGCAAUCGCUCCUCGUGCUCGUAUUUAUCAAGUGUCUCGUACUCCCGUCAGCUCCACGUGUGUCUGCCUACUCGAAGGUCUCGAGGUACGGACAAGCGAGAUCGGGCUCGCAGGACGUGGCCUUCACGCUAGCGCCGAUUUUCGCGGCCGCCCACCAGAGGACUACCGUAGAACUCAGCCCCGGCGAGGUUGUCAACCAUCCAUUCACGCCCAAGUACUCCACCCUGGACGAGCAGCUAGUCUCGCAGCUGGAUGCAGCCUCGACCGGUCGCAAAAAGCCCCAAGAGCGCUUUCAUCCACCAGCGAGUUUCGAGCACGUCCUCUCGCACAUGCGUCAGCAACCCCAGCAUCAGAUCGACCCCUUGAAUCCAGUCUCCUCGUCCAAGGACGUCAUCUACACGAAGCCGAUAGUUACCAUGAGUUACGAUGACUAUCCAGCACCACUGGCACCGGUGGCCACCGUCGUCUCGAAGCCCCCGGUGAUCAAGGACUACUCGUUUCCCUCGUACGCCGCACCGUUCGCAGAGUCGUACGGGCCUAAGCCGAGCAAGCCGAUCGUUUACGAGCUGCCGGAGCAUCCCCCCAAGUCCCUCGAGUAUCCGCCUUACGGCCACCACCAGCAGGACGAGGAAGAUAUCAUCUACGACCACGAGCCGGACGACCACCACCACCACCACCACCAGCCGGUCUACUACCAUUACCUCCACCCGAAGCCUAGGACUACGACGAUGGAGCCCGAGCCGAUGGACCAGCGGCUGAACAAGCGGCCCACCUACUCGUACUACUACAUCGGUAAGAAGCUUUGGUACGUGCCGCUGUACUUUAGCAUCUACUUCAUCAUCUACAUCGGUGCCCUGGUGCUGAAGAGCAUAGCCAGGCACAAGAUCAACUUUCCGGGACCGCCAAUGGAGAUGAGCAUGAACCAGAGCAGGAGCGAUCAUUCCGGUCCCGGGUGGUUGGACUACGCGACCGAGGCCCUCGAGGCCAUCGAGAGCUACUCGCUCGCCAACCACUGACCACUUUAUCGAAUUUUCACAAACCCCACGUACAUUAUAUUCACAUAUAUAUGUUGUAUUGUUGUUGCGAGUCUGUA
Copidosoma floridanum is the source of this 1103-nucleotide messenger RNA. RefSeq lists its product as uncharacterized. Lineage: Eukaryota; Metazoa; Arthropoda; Insecta; Hymenoptera; Encyrtidae. The record is from RefSeq and is a predicted model, not a curated record.